Molecule: messenger RNA, 2997 nt
Organism: Arthroderma uncinatum
Lineage: Eukaryota; Fungi; Ascomycota; Eurotiomycetes; Onygenales; Arthrodermataceae
Exons: 1
Coding region: 1-2997 (998 amino acids)
Source: RefSeq, a predicted model, not a curated record
AUGAGCAUUUGCCCACGCCCACGAAGGAUACUCCCGGGCCAUAGCCUAUUCCAAGCCCGGAGGCAUGCGAUCCCUCACCCGUUGACGCCAUGUCGUCUCUCUUCCGGAAUAUCUCAACAAACGUUCCACGGUUCACCACAUAACGAUACACAUCGACCGAGCAACAGAUCGAACCGCCUACCAUGUCCUGUGCCGCGAGGAUUACGCAAGGAUCCAUCCGAAUGGAUAAAAUACUUAGAAAAAUACAUUCCCAGGCAGAAUUUGGAUAAGGACUCUCCAGCGCGCGGUGCGACUGAGCAGAAGAUUGAUCAAGAAGAUUGUGAUGCGAUACUGGAGCUUUUAUAUCAAGCAAGGGCACAACAGAAUUUUGACCUCCUCACUAUUCUUGGGUUCAAAUUUGGCAGGUGGCAGGACUUUCAUGCUAUAAUUAACAAGCUCUUGGAUUUCGCAGACGCUGUCCGACCAAUAUCCAAGCGAGGCCGACUACCUUCGAAUAUCCAUUGGGGUAAUCUGGGCUCGUUUGAUGGCUUAUCUGGCGAAAAAUUGGAAUCGAUCAAACCUACGGAUAUUCAUUAUCACAACGAUGGCAUGCCAAUUUCGUCGUUUGACAGUUAUUCGGAGGAACCGGUAAUGCACAACCAAUUGGGAGAAGCGGGUACGAGAAUCGGGGCAAUGGAUGAGCUCUGGCAGAGUUUAGGCGUCUUCGUCCUUGAGGCAGCGGAUGAACCAACGAAGGAGGGUUCCGCGCUCAUGUCACAUUUUUACCGUGUCGUGGCUCGCCUCCAUCACCUUGACAUGAUCCCUCCGGAAAUAUACAAGUACACGCCCAAACUGGACCCUACCCUGCCCAACCGCCCCCCUGGGGUGCAUCUUCUUUCCUAUCCCAUAAUGAGUGUUUUGUCGGAUGCGACUUGGGAGGCGACCGCUGCAGAAGAUGCUAUGGCCGACCCGGACAAUUCGCCUUAUGUAGCGCCUUUAAGAUACAGGUCAAAGCAGCUAGGUUUUGGUGUCUGGCUUGAAUUCAUUCUUUGGUGCUGUGUUGAAGGGGGCUACGCUGCAGGAGCUGCCUGGAUUCUGCAGAAAUCGCGCAAUCGUUCGAGGUCAUGGAGUGUCCAGAGCUGGGCCAGGCUUUAUCAAGCCAAAGGAUCAAUUGAUCCACUUAAAAUGGACCGUUAUGAUACUUGGGCACAAUGUGGCGUGUUGUCGAAUGAACCGUUUGCUGGCCCAUCGAAUCGUCCAUUCCAGGGAAUGGGACUGCGGACAAUUACAAGUGAAGUGAUUGUUGCCGCUAUGGACGGACUCGUUAAUUCACUUGGAGUAGGAGUUGGUGCUCGAGGAGAUUCGCCUUCGUUCGUUUGGGAGCGUCUGGGUUUGUUGCGAGCUAUAUUGAGCAAGAACAAGAUAUACCUUCGUCAAGCAGACAUCACAUACUUGAUUGUUCGAAUUCUCGAGACAGGAGCCAUUGUCCCAGAAACCAAACCUCAGUCGCUUGAACUUCUACUCAAUCUCGCCCCAUAUAUUCCACCCACAGAUCAACCGACAGAGUCCUCUAGUCCUCAUUUCAAAGGUUUAUAUCAACAAGAGUACGACCCAGAAUAUUCCGGCCUUGUAUUGGGGUUAUACCAAUACGCGCUAAAUAUAUACGCGUCAAGCGGCCAUGUGUCGGGAACUAUUGAUGUGUUUGAAAGAUUAUUGGGAGCUGUCGAUCCGGAGAAGGUGUUCGAAAUACGUAAUUCAGUUCUCGAUCACAAAUAUCUUAUCAAGGCGCACCCGGUUCGGCAAACGGAGCAAAAUCGCUCUCGAAACAUGAAACCUGCCAGUGGAUCUCAAAAUCUCCAGUUGUCAGCGUUAUCCUGGACAUUACUUUUGGAUACUCUGACCUCUUCUCGUUUGUAUCGACUUGCAAAUUGGUUGACGAGCUCGUAUGAAGAAGCUUUGAGGUCUUCUACAUCCCGUUCGCGUGAAGGUGUUCUUAUCGCAGAUCCUCUGAUUCGACUUGCAACUGCAACAAAAAACCGCGAGCUGUUUUAUAAUGUUGUCCAGGGGCUUACACCUCCCCUAGAGAAUCAAACUUUGAUCUCCUUGUUGAAUUGGAGAAUUGGAGAACUUGACUGGAAAGAUACUGCUGAAUUACUCUGUUAUCUUCGAGAUAGGAAAAACUCACAAUGGGAUGUCACCAAUAUCAUGUCCCUUGGGGCGACGAUAUUUCGACUAGAGUGUCAGCCACUGGGGGAGUGUCAGUCCGAACUUGAUCCCACUUUUGAAGAAAGCCAGGAUGAGACUUUGGACCUAGCCAAGAAGUUGUUGACGGAUGUCCUAAAUGGAAAGUUUAACCAGCAUUACAGUUAUUCCACAGACCUGCACACUUCUGAAGCAACGCUGAAUCAGGUACACCAUUUCUUCAGCUCCAUCCCUGGCUGCUUGUCCGAUAUCUGCCAUGAGGUUAAACUGCAAUGGGGCAGGCCCAUUGAACCCAGUUACCGUAUACCUUCCAGCGCAUUCAACCGAUUUCUUAGUGCCGUGGUUGAUACACAGGGCUCGCUAGCCGGAAAGCGGUUAUGGGAUGAAUUUUGCAUCGAGCCAGUAACAACCAUGGCCAAACGGAUCAGAACUAAGAAGAACAUGCUAGUUCAGACAUCCCGUAAACGCAUCCAACAAGCCGAUAUGAUUAAACCAUCAUUCAAAGCAAAAUCUACCCAUCAUAAAAAGACACCAUUAGUUUCACCAGACCUGACGACGGUCCGCAUUAUCGCCCAAGCUGCUCUUGAGGAACAAAAAUGCUUCUGGCAGCGUGGCCCUCAGCCUACCUACCCCAAUGUCAACUCACUCACACCUGAAACGUACACAGCUGAAAGCGUUGACCGCAUCCUAAGCUGGAGUGCCGAAAUGUUUGAGCGUCUCCGUCUUGGAGAUCGAGAAAUCAACAGGGAACUUGACGGAUACCCUCUGCGAAAAUCCAUGCCUACUCUUGCCCUUACCACUGCCGAUGCUAAUUAA